GAGCUGGAUAAUGUUUUCAGUGAUGAUGAUGAACAGGAAUGGCAUGAUGCCUACGAUGGCACUCCCGAAAAUAAGAGCGAUAUAAAACAGCCCAGCUUUGCAGUUCGUAUCUUUUUCAUUUUGAACUUAUUCUUAAUACAAUGGUUAGCAUAG
Messenger RNA from Loa loa (African eye worm), 153 nucleotides. RefSeq lists its product as hypothetical. The annotation marks the transcript as partial. Lineage: Eukaryota; Metazoa; Nematoda; Chromadorea; Rhabditida; Onchocercidae. The record is from RefSeq and is a predicted model, not a curated record. The transcript has a single exon.